Molecule: messenger RNA, 1132 nt
Organism: Caenorhabditis elegans
Lineage: Eukaryota; Metazoa; Nematoda; Chromadorea; Rhabditida; Rhabditidae
Gene: icmt-1
Product: Protein-S-isoprenylcysteine O-methyltransferase
Exons: 4
Coding region: 81-968 (295 amino acids)
Biological process (GO): S-adenosylmethionine metabolic process
Cellular component (GO): endoplasmic reticulum; endoplasmic reticulum membrane; membrane
Molecular function (GO): protein C-terminal S-isoprenylcysteine carboxyl O-methyltransferase activity
Source: RefSeq, marked reviewed
GAUAACAAUAUGUUUGCCAGAACGACAAAAACAAACUGAAAAAGGGUUUGAUUUAGUUUGAAUUUGAUUCAAAGUCAGCGAUGGCUCCCAACAGCACUCCUCCGCCAACCUUCUUCGGAAGAAUCGUGUUCCAUCUCACAUCCGACGAUGUCUUCCGUACCGCCAUCUUUGCCUUCAUCGCAUCGUUUACUGUGAUUGCUGCAGUGGCUUCUGUGACUGGAAGCUUCCUUGUAGGGCUUCUCGCAAGUGUGAUCGUUCUUUUGGUGGCUUAUGCAGUUGGCGAAAGUUGUGAAUUCAUCAACAAUCAGAUUCUGAUGCCGGCCGCGUUUUUGGGAUGUGCAGUCGCAGUGAACUUGGUCUACACGGUAGCUCACGAAGGAGAGCUCUGGGAAUAUUUUUCUCGAUAUUUCCUCUUCCUCUCCGUGUUCCAUUUCUCCGAAUUCGUCUUCACAGCACUGACCAAUCGCCGAACUCUUGGACCCGAUUCGUUCCUUUUGAAGCAUUCUUUUGGAUAUUGGCUUGCUGCAUCCAUUGGUUGGAUUGAGUUUUUGAUUGAGGCCAACUUCUACCCCGAAAUCAAGAUGUAUUCGGUUCUCUGGAUUGGAACAUUCGGUUGUAUCAUUGGAGAGAUUGUCAGAAAAGUCGGUAUGGUUCAUGCUGGAUUGGCAUUCACUCAUCUUAUGGCAAGGACCAAAAGAUCAGGCCACACUCUUAUCAAUACCGGGAUCUACGCGUACAUGCGCCAUCCUGGAUAUUUUGGUUGGUUCAUUUGGGCUGUCUCGACUCAAAUUGUUCUCUGUAAUCCAAUUUCCUUUGUUAUCUACACUUUUGUCACGUGGCGUUUCUUCGCCAACCGAAUCGAAAUUGAAGAGAAGGAUUUGAUUUCAUUCUUUGGUGAUGAUUAUGCCGAGUAUCAACGCAAAACUUGGUCUGGAGUUCCAUUUGCUCGUGGAUAUCAGAAGCCAUAAAUUGAUAAAAUAAUAAUAAUUCGUCUUGUUUUAUUCUUGCUAGAAAAAUCUAAUAAAGGUUAAUAACCGCAAACUUGUAGUUCUGAUUAUUUUUCAAGUUUAAGGAUUUGAAUUUUGGAAACUGGAAUUAGUUUUCAACUUUUGCAAUCAAUAGUCAAUAUGGA